Molecule: messenger RNA, 1662 nt
Organism: Lingula anatina
Lineage: Eukaryota; Metazoa; Brachiopoda; Lingulata; Lingulida; Lingulidae
Product: TIP41-like protein
Biological process (GO): TOR signaling
Cellular component (GO): cytosol
Source: RefSeq, a predicted model, not a curated record
ACCCGACGACAACCUGCGAGAUGAGAAUGGAGCUAGCAGGAAAAGAUAAAGAACAGUUUUCAAGAGUAUACAUAAAAUUGAUCAUCAUGUCAGUGACAGCAAAAGCUGGUCCUCUGAAGCAAGAGUUUCAGUUUGGUCAAUGGUGUGUGACUUCCACCAAGGAUCAUAUUCUGGAAUCUGAUGGACCAGAGAGACAGAGAUUUGAAACAGAGCUCAAACUACCACAGCUUCCAGAAAUGAUCUUUGCCAACAACAAGCUACGCCUGGUACACACAGAUGGGUUUGGGAUAGAGUUCAAUGCCCUGGAUGCACUGAGACUUGUAGAUGCUGAACAUGAUCUGAUGAAAGUGGCUGUGGCAGAUGCAUGGAGAGAGGCAAGGGCAGAUUGUGAACACAUUAACCACAUUGCCAAACCUUAUGACUGGACAUAUUCAUCAAAUUAUACAGGGACUCUGUUAGGGGAAGAAGAUUCAAAAUUACAAGUUACUGAAACAACUGAAAGAAUAGACCUUGAAAAGUUAAAAGUUAAAGAAAAGAUAUAUUUUUAUGAAGAUCUAUUAUUAUUUGAAGAUGAACUGUCAGACAAUGGAAGCUCUAUGUUAAGUGUGAAAAUUAGGGUGAUGCCUUCUAGUUUUUUCAUCCUUCAAAGGUUUUACUUGAGGGUGGACAACUUACUCAUAAGAGAGAAUGAUACCAGGAUUUACCAUGAGGGAGGCAAAAACUACAUCCUACGAGAAUUCACUUGCAAAGAGAAACCCUUCACAGAAAUAAAGGCACCACUUCAUAUUAUUAUAGAUCCUGCAGAAGUCAGUAAUUUUUUGGACUUGAAAGAAUAUAGAUUUGAAAAGUUAGAAUUUCCCAAAGUUUCAUGUACACAAGCAGCUGAAGUACCAAGAUGAUGAAAUUUUCAUGAAAUGGAGAUCUACUUGUAUAAUUUGUGGAAAAUGCCACUAUUAAGAAAGACUGUUUCUGAUAGCAGAGCAUAUCAAAAAUGUGUCUUGUUUAGAGUUGGGAUAACAGGUUCAUAAAAUGACCUUGUUGAUGCUGUUUAUGGGUGAAUUGCAUGUAAAACCAUAUGCAUGAGGUUGCAUCCUCCCAUUUUCCCCAGUGAGGAUUGUGAAUCCUCUUCCCAGGGUCUCAGUAGAUAGCAAAGUUGAAAUAUUUUGCUGUGCUUCUAAAAUGUGUUUAGUGGGGUGUUUCUUAAUCCAUGCACACCUGUGCUUUUUUCCAAUCAACAGUGUGCACAUGUUAAGAAUUUUAACAUAACUGUUCCUGCUUUGAAUGGACGAUUACCUAAAAAGAGCAGGAAUAGUUCCAGCUGGUACUUUUCUUUUUUCUGUUGUCUAUAGUCCCGAGCCUGGUGAAUUAUUCAUAGUUAACAGUUGCGAUUUUUGCUCUUUCAGGCAUUUGUCUUCUAGCCUUAAUUGCAAAGAUUGUUCGGGGUAGUUUUUAUGCAAUUUGAAGAGAGGUAAUCAUGUGGAAAUUAUAUCCUAUUCUUAGAUGACCAAAGCAUUAUGUAUUAGGAGUAUAUUUGAUAAUUUUAUUCUUGUUUAGUAUCGUGUGAUGGAAAUAAUGUAAAAAUUGUAAGAGAUGAAAAACAAUUAUGCAACUUGCAUUUCUUCAAGGAUAUGAAUUUACAAUAAAGGUGAGAACAAGCAAAGA